Poecilia reticulata (guppy) is the source of this 1415-nucleotide messenger RNA. RefSeq names its product unconventional SNARE in the ER 1 homolog (S. cerevisiae) (gene use1). The record is from RefSeq and is a predicted model, not a curated record. Gene Ontology annotation, cellular component: SNARE complex; endoplasmic reticulum. Gene Ontology annotation, molecular function: SNAP receptor activity. Lineage: Eukaryota; Metazoa; Chordata; Actinopteri; Cyprinodontiformes; Poeciliidae. Gene Ontology annotation, biological process: retrograde vesicle-mediated transport, Golgi to endoplasmic reticulum.
AUGGAGACGAGUUUCGUAGCGGCUGCGGCUGGUUACGUCAUACAGCUGCGACACUGCGAUUCCAACAUGGCUUCUAGACUAGAGAUCAAUUUUAUUAGAUUAUUGUCUCGCUGUGAAAAUAUGGCGUCGGAAAAACGAGGAGAGGCUGAAUGGAGACUGGAGAAGUAUGUUGCAGCCCUGGUGGACAUGUUGGUGGCUCUGAGGAAAAGCCCAAGCAAACCGACACAAGAGAUCCUGACUGAAUACACAAGAAAAGUCGAUUUUCUAAAAGGACUUUUAGAGGCAGAGAAACUGACAUCACCAACAGAGAAGGCCUUAGCCAAUCAGUUCCUCGCUCCAGGUCGUACGCCGACAAUAGCCAAUGAGAGGAUGCCAGCCACUAAAACCGUUCACAUUCAGUCGAAGGCCCGAUGUACAGGGGAGAUGAGAGACGAACUGCUCGGCACGCGGACGUCUGGCAAAGCAGAUGGAGAUUUGCGAAAUAGAAGAGUUCUUCCUCUGGAUGAGCGGCAGUCUGCAGCCGAGCUGGACGCAGUCCUGCAGCGCCACCACAACCUGCAGGAGAAGCUGGCGGAGGACAUGCUUAACUUGGCCAGAAAUCUCAAAAACAACACUCUGGCUGCUCAAAACAUCAUCAAGCAGGACAAUCAGACUCUGAGUCAGUCCAUGCGUCAAGCCGACCUGAACUUUGAGAAGCUGAAGACGGAGUCGGAGCGCUUGGAGCAGCACACCAAGAAGUCCGUCAACUGGCUGCUGUGGCUGAUGCUCAUCCUGGUCUCCUUCACCUUCAUCAGCAUGAUCCUCUUCAUCAGGAUCUUCCCCAGGCUCAGAUGAUGAAGGGCCGGGCCCAACCCUGUACUCUCGGUAUCCUCUGUGGGCUUCCUGUGUCUGUGACGCAGAGGACUGAACCAAGCCGGUUCGACACACAGACAUUUCUGAGCGCUUGAAGGUGGAGGAGCAGCCGUCGGCUCUCAGCUGAGCCGGAUCAAGUCGGUUGAAGCUGCUGGGACUCAAAUGUUGCCUCGUUUAGUUCAAGAGGUUCUUAUUUAUAGAUAUUUCAACUCUUGUUUAGUGUUUACUGCCUUCUAAACUCUUAAUAACUGGUGGAUAACGAGCUAAUCAGACGUAAUAAUGGAAUGAACUAAAAGCUUCUUUAAAGGACGUCAGCUUCCAGUCACAAGUGUUGGACUCGGAUCUGAUAACUGACUGGACGAUCCAUUUAUAAAGGACACUAAUUGUUAAAGAUGUCAGAAUAUCCUCUAUUCUUUUUGCUGAAUUGAUUUACCUCCGUCGUCAAUCCAGAGCGUCGCUCGUGUUUUCUGUUUGAGUCUGGUUCAGUGAUGACUUUUGAGGCUGCAGCUGUUGAUGAAGUAAGUUUUUUUUUUUUGUUAGUAAAGAUUUGCUGCGUCCACACA